Molecule: messenger RNA, 1221 nt
Organism: Mizuhopecten yessoensis (Yesso scallop)
Lineage: Eukaryota; Metazoa; Mollusca; Bivalvia; Pectinida; Pectinidae
Exons: 7
Coding region: 12-920 (302 amino acids)
Source: RefSeq, a predicted model, not a curated record
UCACCAGGAAGAUGGAAAUUUUAAUGGCGACAAAGCUAACCAUUUCAUUGUUAUUGCUGGCCAUAGCUACAACGGAUGGAGUAGUAUUAGGUCGUCCAGGAGACACCACGGCCAAGCAUGCGGAUAAAGGUUACAUCAACCGCCUCAACUACUUUACUGGGGUUGUAACAGUGUGUGGAAUUACGACUUGUUUGGCAGGGACACAGGUCAAGCCAUGUGUGGAAAACUACACUAUGGACACCUGUGAAGAUUGUCCGAAAGGCUUCGAAAUGCUGGAUAAUACAACCUCUGGCCGGGAUGUACUGUCAUGUUUUAAGGAGAAGAAUUGCUCCGACUAUGCAUAUGCCAUAAGUUCCACUAAGGAAAACUUCUGUAAUCAUGGUACAGUUCGAAUGCCCUGUGAAUGUGAUGCAAAAAAUAACUGGUGUGGAGAACCCUGCAACUGUAAACCACCUCCAGUUAGCUGUGAGCCAGGACAAAAGCUUCAGCACGACUGUUCUUGUGUCCCGGAGUCUAGCCAAAUUCAACCAACCAAACACACAACGAUCAGUUCAACUCCAAGCAUUUCUACCAAAGAUCCAUCACCUACAGAUCAGACAAGUAGUCGGACCUCAGAUCCACCAACUAUUCAGCCAUCGACAUCCCAGAAUUCCAAGACCAUUACCACUGACGGAAAGCCUCACAGUUCACCAACAGCUCAACCUGACCCUGUACGGGGAAACAAUGCUUCACCAGAAUCUGAAGAUAGAGUUAGUUGGAAAACCAUAGGAGUGGUUUUUGCACUUUUCCUAGUAGCAGGUUCUGCAGUUGUAGGAUUUAUUUACAAAAAAGAAAUAAAAGAAUUUAUAGGCAAGAUCUUAGGAAAAUGUCCAUGCGGAGAGUACACAGCGACCCCAACCAGUGAGAUAAUGAGCCCUUAGCAAAGUAGCUUUUCCAAUGGUGCGGUAUAACCCUGGACCACGCUCACCUAGGAGUUAUAAGCAACAAGCAUUAUUUUGUGUAAAUUGCAUAUGUUUUGAAUGUAAUUGUAAUUGACUUGAAAUACCUUAAUUAACAAUAUGGAUUUAAAGCUACUGCAUGUAUAUGAACAAAUUAGUGAUGUACAUAUAAUUGAUUUUUCUCAUUUCUCAUUUUACUUAAAUCCCAUUGGUGAUGUUGGUGUUUUUUCAUAUCUCAAUGGGACCCCCCCCCCCCCCAAAAAAAAAAAAAAAAGGCCCCCCC